CUGAGUUCUAAGCCCUUAACCGAAAGAACUUUAUUGAUUGGGUUCAGAAGAUCUGCUCAUUCCUCGAACUACACUUUUCAGGACAAUCACCAAUGCUACUCGGACCAUGGUCAAGAGCAGGCGUCGUUCAGAGCCGCUUAUGUUAUAACUUAUUGUUACAAAAGACCGCUUUGUCUGCAACCGACAAAGUCCCUGUUUGCGCAUGGAGAUCAGUCGUCGCCGCGGGCAGUUCCGUUCAUAAAAGGCAACACACAUACCAUCGACCAUAUACCACAAACAUCGAAUCCAAACCGACCUCGCCACUAGACAACACAUCCUCGACCCGAAAUGCUACCGCAGCCACUGAACCGAGCGAGAAUGACCUGGCAACAUCGGAAAGGCUACGCAAAGUGCUUAGGAAGGUCCCAUUUCCCGUCGUUGUUGUCUCUACGGCCUCGCCUCACGAUCCAUCGCUUCGUCGUGGUAUCACCGUCUCCUCCUUCACGUCAAUCUCCCUCCAGCCAAUACCUUUAAUUUCGUUUUGUGUGAAGCUUCCGUCGCGAGCAUCGACCAUCUUGCACGAGUCAGAUCAGUUUGUGGUUCAGUUCCUGGGGGCUGAUCAGAUUGCACACUCUGUCGCCUUUUCGUCUUCAGUCCCACCACCAUCCUCAGUCCGUGCUGCAUUGUCAAUUUCAGAAUCAGCAGCAGUGUUACCGUCAUCGUCGUCCUCAAAUCCAGAGUUAUCUCAGGAAGAAGGACAAUUGAGAGCAGCUCGAUCUAGGGUACCUCAGGACAAGGACAUUCAGGAUUUGGUUUCCGAGGCGAGCAGGCAGACUUUAAUCGAAAGCACCGGCAAGGGAACUUCUGCAAAAACGUCAUCUACAGGUAUUGGAAAGGGCAGUAUCAGCAACGAAAGUAACGGCGCAUCAGCAGCCUCGCCAUCAUCAGGCUCUUCUGAACCGGACCCAUUUGAGGUAUUGGGAUAUAGGACAGAUCCCGAGUCGAAUUUGCCGGUGCUCCUUGAUACUCUUGGAGCGAUACGUUGCAGGACGCACCAAGUGAUGGUUGUGGGCGACCACGAGAUGUGGAUUGGCCACGUAGAGAAGGUACUGCAUGGCGAGAUUGCGGACCAGCAUGAGGCACUGCUGUACCACGAUCGGUCGUACCGGAGGGUUGGGCGCAGGAUCAUCAAAUAAACGCAGCUAUGAAACCAAACCACAGAGAUGAAAGGACUG
Messenger RNA from Gamsiella multidivaricata, 1214 nucleotides. Its product is annotated as flavin reductase like domain-containing protein. Gene Ontology annotation, molecular function: FMN binding; riboflavin reductase (NADPH) activity. The transcript is spliced from 3 exons. Bases 93 to 1175 code for a protein of 360 amino acids. NCBI's taxonomy places the organism in Eukaryota, Fungi, Mortierellomycota, Mortierellomycetes, Mortierellales, Mortierellaceae. The record is from RefSeq and is a predicted model, not a curated record.